Molecule: messenger RNA, 1247 nt
Organism: Gigantopelta aegis
Lineage: Eukaryota; Metazoa; Mollusca; Gastropoda; Neomphalida; Peltospiridae
Product: BRISC and BRCA1-A complex member 1-like
Exons: 7
Coding region: 88-978 (296 amino acids)
Biological process (GO): protein K63-linked deubiquitination; double-strand break repair; mitotic G2 DNA damage checkpoint signaling
Cellular component (GO): BRCA1-A complex; BRISC complex; nuclear body
Source: RefSeq, a predicted model, not a curated record
UUGCAUUUGUUGAGUAAUGUUUAUAUUUUAAAUUAUAUUUCUCACAUUUAAUAUUAGUUAAACGUAAUAUUUAUCUUUAUUUUAAACAUGGAUGGUAUGCCAAGAAGCACUUCCCCAAGUGCAAAUGCCGUGCGCUACAAACAAAACACAGCAGCAUCAAAUGAACAGGAUAUAGGCAACCUGUCAAACCAGGAAAGAACUGUCAUCCGCGGGGCGGAUGAUGAGGAUGAAACGAUGACAGAUGAACAAGAUAUUUACGAACUGCCAUGUCCAAGAGUUAACUGCCCAGAAAAAAUAAUUUUUUGUAUGGACCUUAGUGCAGAAAUGAAUAACAUGACCUUCAGAUCCAGAGCAGGAGACAAGUGCUGUGCACUGAACUUGGUGAAAAGAGCAAUGACCAUAUUUAUGCAGAGUAAAUUGAGACUGGAUCACAACCACGAGUUUGCACUGGUCAUUCUGCAGGAUGGUGCUAUCUGGACACAUGACUUCACCAGACACCCAAAGGAGAUUAUUAACUCACUGGAUGACCAGAAUGGGUGCACAGAAUCUGAAGCAUUUGAUUUAUCGGCCAUAUUUCAAACUGUAAAAGACCACGUUGUUCUUCCAGUUGUGACUGGAGACCAGAGCAUUUUACCCCCGCCAUACAUUGUUCGUGUCAUUCUCAUAUAUGGACGGUCAUUUUGCUGUCCAUACUUUACGGAGAGAGAGAGUGAAAAACUGCUCGAGUCUUCUCCCUAUUUCUUUAUCGAUGCACUAUAUGUGCAUGAACCAGUUUCCGGGGAAAAUCGAUGCGAGGAAAUUUUCAACACCCUGUGUGAUCUUGAUGUCAAAGACCUGUCGUAUAUUUUCGACACAUCCCGAAACCAAACCAAGAUUUAUGACUACAUGGCUCAGUUGCUUGCACAUCCUUUACAAAGGCCGCAACAAAAAGAUGCUUUUUACAAAAUUGAAGUUUCCCUUCAAGAGGAACCAAGAUAACAUGAGACAGUCAAUGUAGUCUUAGAUGAAACGCAGUACAUUUUUACAAAACGCCAAUCGGAAAAUGGGUCGACUGAGGGGGUUCGAUUCUAAGACAAGAGCUCCUUAGGUGAGAGCUCUACUACCUGAGCUAGAUCCUGCCCCCUUUGUACUGGCCACAUUCAUGUAAAGUUUGCCAUUACAUUGUGGAAUUUUAUUGAUUUUAAAUAGUUGACUUAAAAACAAAAACAUCCAAAUUACUUUAUGCUGAUUAAACAAAUCAAAUAUGA